Molecule: messenger RNA, 2677 nt
Organism: Anarrhichthys ocellatus (wolf-eel)
Lineage: Eukaryota; Metazoa; Chordata; Actinopteri; Perciformes; Anarhichadidae
Product: tyrosine-protein kinase Fer-like
Exons: 9
Coding region: 1247-2497 (416 amino acids)
Biological process (GO): regulation of actin filament polymerization
Source: RefSeq, a predicted model, not a curated record
CUGUUAGCCACCGUUAGCUGUUAGCUGUAUCACCGGGACGACCGGGAGGAAUAACCGGGGAAAACAGCGGAGAAAAACACGAAGAAGAGGAGGGAAUGAGCCCGGAGGAGGACGGGCGAGGACCGCGGUGACCCGGACAGAGAGUCCGCCUCACGGGGAGUUUACUGCGGCUGAAAGCGUAGAAGAAGAAGAAGAAGAAGGAGAAGAAGAAAAAACACCGAAGCUUCUUCCCGACUCUUCCCACCGCUCCUCCUCAGUCUUUCUCUUUAUUUACCGGAGGAACGAGCUCACAAACACGGACAGAAGUGUGUCCGUUUGUUUACUUGUUUUUAAUAAAAGUUAAACAGCCGUUAGUCUGUUUUAGCUUCAGUGUUCCUCACAGUUCCGAUGGAAACUUCAGAGCUGCCGCCGAUCCUUGUUAGCAUGCUAGCUUCAUUUCCCAUUCGUUUCUAUGAGAAGCUAGCGGCUAGUGUUAGCCUAGCUUCACUUUUACACCAGAGCUGAUGGAAUUUUUAUAGAUUUGGAGACGUUGACGGGAUUUAAACCUGUUUGAAAAUAACGAUUUCAAAGCUUUUGGUGUCAUUUCGGGUUAAAGAAGGUUUGAGAGCAGUCGGGAGGAAGUUUAGAUAAGUUUAUGAAGUUUCUGGAUUAAAGAUGAAGGUUGUUUUGAUAGUGACAGGAGUUUGGAGACUUUCAUGGUGACAGACUCUUUUAAUGUAGAAACAAACAAACAUGCAGGAUAUUUGAAGGUUUCAAAUAAUAUAAGAAGUGAUUUUGUGUAAGAAUGAAGUUUAUUUUUAUACUUCAUUAUUUUAUUUUGGAUUUAAAGGGUUUAAGAAAUCAGUUUAAAAGUUUUUGAGAUUUUUGGGGAGAAAAAUUUGUGAAAUAUGUUUUAAAGAGGAUGUUCAAGAAGUAUUCUGAGCCUUUACUGUGGUAAAAGUACACUAAAUAUGAAGCUGUAUUACAAGUAAAUAAAAUGCAUAAUGUUUCUUUAAUGAAACUCUAAAGUAUUAUCAGCUACAUCUACAGAUAUAUUAAUCAUAUCUACUCGUCUGUCUUUUACUCUAAUAAAUAAUAAUAACCUUUAUUGUUACUUCUCUCCACAGACGACCAUGCAAUCAUUCCCUGCUCGCCCUCGCCGUUAGAGUGAGUGAGAGAGAUUUUGUGUGUGUGUGUGUGUGUGUGUGUGUGUGUGUGUGUGUGUGUGUGUGUGAGAGAGAGAGAGAGAGAGAGAGAGAGAUCCAGGAUGGGGUUCGGUCGGGAUCUGAGGAAUUCCCACGAGGGAUUAUUGAAGCUGCAAGACUGGGAGUUAAAGCUGCUGGAGACGGUGAAGCGGUUCAUGACUCUACGAGUGAAGAGCGAUAAAGAAUACGCCGCUCUGCUGCUCAGCAUGACUCAGCAAACAGAAAAACAGGAAGCUGCUGAUUAUGUCAGCACUGUGAGCAAGUCCUGGUCUCAGGUGAUCCGUCAGACGGAGGCCUUGGGUCGGGUCAUGAGGGGUCACGCUGAUGACCUGAACUCUGGUCCUCUGCACCGUUUGGCCACUUUGAUCCGAGACAAGCAGCAGGUGAAGAAGAGCUACCAGAGUCUUCAUCAGCAGCUGGAGAGCCACAACCACAAGGUAACCAGGACUGACCUGGACAAGCUGAAGGCGACGUAUCGUCAGCUGAGCCGCGACGCUAACAACGCUAAAGAUAAAUACAGAGAGGCGCUGAUGAAAGGCCGGGAAGCGGAGCGAGCUCGGGAGCGCUACGACAAAGCGACGAUGAAGCUCCACAACCUCCACAACCAGUACGUGUUGGCGGUCUGCGGCGCUCGAACGCAGCAAGACGAACACCGACGACAUGCCGCUCCGGCUCUGCUGGACGCUCUGCAGAGGAUGCAGGAGGACAUGACGCUCGCUCUUAAAAGUAUCCUGGAGGAGUACUGUGAGAUCAGCAGCCUGCUGACGGAGGAGAUCGUCAAAGUUCAUCAGGAGAUCUCGGCGGCCGUCGAGCAGAUCGACCCGCUGGCCGAGUACCAACACUUCAUCGACGCCUACCGGUCUCCGGAGACUCAGGAGGCGAGCGUGGAGUUCGAUGCGUCUCUAUUGGACGAGACGGACAACUUGCCGGCCAAUGAGAUCCUCUGGAACACGCUGACUGCCGACAACCUGCAAGCUAUGUUAUCGUCGGCAUCGGAGGAGUUAUCGUUGACUCAGCAGAAUCUGAGGACGAAGGAGGCGAUGGCCGACGAUCUGGAUACAAAAAUACAGACGAGUCAGCAGAACACAGAGAGGAAGAGCGACUGUGUCCUACUGCUCAGUCAGAAACUCUCUGUCCUCGAGCUUCAUCACGCCGUCCAAUCGCUGCGCGGCUCCGAGGCCCGCCUCGCCUCCCAGAAGGCCUUGCUGGACGACAAGAUGGCCGCCGCCGCCUCCCCGCCCCCGCCGCCGUCUCCCCCCGCGCUGCCGUACGAGGACGACGCCCGCUCCGUCGGAUCCACUGUAAAUAUUUAGUUAUUGAUUGUUGAUUAUGUCUAAUCUGCACACCAGCAGGAAAAAUUGCCCUUUCAAAAUAAAGCCAUUGUUCCUUGACAGACUCUAAACCUUUAACAUCACCUGGUGGUAUUGAUCUGUACUGACCCCCUCACAGUUUACCGUUAACCAUCACAGUGUAAAUAAAGUUGUACUGACUCA